UCUACCUGAUCUACAGCCUGUUGUCCUUUUCACUGAGAAACACGUUAAGAAAUAUGAAGGCGUUUGUGGUGUUUGCAUUUGCAUCGGUGGCGCUUUCCGCCCCGCGAAAGUGCGACAUACGAGCGGUCGAUCAAUGUCUUGGAAGAGCCCUACCUUUUGCCAACAACAGCAUGUUCCAGGACUUCGAGCAGAAAUGUAUGAAGGGUCGUGAGGGAGUCAACUGUCUCGUGGACUACGCCAAGGCUGAAUGUUUGAAGGGGGAUGCCCUCAAUGCUCUAAAACUCCUUCUGUCAGGCACUGCUAGCGAAUGUGCCCUCACUUGUCAACCGGGAACUGAUAAUUAUGACGCCUACUUCAAAUAUAUGGGGUGCUCUAAUAAGUACGGUGAACUAAUUCACAAAUGCAUGCGAAAGGCCACCGCUUAUAUUGAGGCUGCGGCCAUCUCCGGUGGAUCUUUUCGAGGCUCUCUAACCUGCUGCGCGUUUGACUGCCUGUCAACUUGCUUGGGAGAAGCUGCUGAAAAGCAGUGUCCUGAACAGAUCGGCGCCAAGGAUUAUUUCCAAGGUGUCGUCAAAUCUGUUUCUGGUAAAUUUAUUGCGGCUCAGUGUGGCGCUUACCAGCUGGGAGCACCCGAAUGCAAGAAGCUUCCCGAAUUAACUAUCGGUGAGCCGAAGUACACAACGAUUUACGGUCCUCUGCUUGAGUUCCUUAGCUUACAGUAAACGAGAUUUGAGAGGAAAGAUGCGUGAGGGUGACACGUCAAAAGGCACGUAUAAUUUAUUAGUAAUAAUAUUAAAAUAAAUUACGCCCUGUAAUA
Varroa destructor (honeybee mite) is the source of this 817-nucleotide messenger RNA. RefSeq lists its product as uncharacterized. The record is from RefSeq and is a predicted model, not a curated record. Lineage: Eukaryota; Metazoa; Arthropoda; Arachnida; Mesostigmata; Varroidae.